Messenger RNA from Exophiala aquamarina CBS 119918, 414 nucleotides. Its product is annotated as cytochrome-b5 reductase. The transcript has 2 exons. Gene Ontology annotation, cellular component: endoplasmic reticulum membrane; intracellular membrane-bounded organelle. Gene Ontology annotation, molecular function: heme binding. The record is from RefSeq and is a predicted model, not a curated record. NCBI's taxonomy places the organism in Eukaryota, Fungi, Ascomycota, Eurotiomycetes, Chaetothyriales, Herpotrichiellaceae. Gene Ontology annotation, biological process: sterol biosynthetic process. The coding region runs from base 1 to 414 and encodes 137 amino acids.
AUGUCGCAGCAAUUGACCUAUGCCGAGGUGCAAAAGCACUCAACUAAGAAAGAUCUCUACCUGGUCAUCCAUGAUAAGGUCUACAAUACCUCAUCGUUUGUUGAUGAGCAUCCUGGUGGUGAAGAAGUUCUACUAGACGUUGGCGGUCAAGACGCAACCGAGGCCUUUGAAGAUGUUGGUCACUCCGAUGAAGCUCGCGAGAUCCUCGACGGUCUAUUGGUCGGAACACUGAAGCGUGUCGCUGGUGACCCUGCUCCCAAGGCUGCUGGCACUGACAAGAUCGCUGCUGGUCCUGGAAAGAGUGGCGCUGACACUAGCUCUGGAAUUCUCCUCUACGCCGUCCUCGUCGUUGGAGCCGCCGUUGCAUACCUCGCUUACGGUUACGUCCAAGGUCAAAGUGAAGGUGCAAAAUAG